GUUUAAACUUAAGUAUCGGAACCGAGCCCGCGAGACAACCAUUAUGCACAAAUAGCUGUUAACUUAUAAAUUCCAUACUUGUCUAGACCCCCUUGAUCGAGGGAAUAAGCGAUUAAAAGAACCGCUGAAAAGUAGGAUAAAAGGCACAACCAGGUAGUAUUACAUUCGAAUGUUCUUUUACGUACCUAGGUACCUAACACCAUUACAGCUGUCAAAAUAUAUAGCACUCCCUUACUCACCAACAUUUUGUUAUAGCGUUUAUUCCGAUAUAAUUUUGGCAAAUAUAUUUCAUUUGGUGAUUGUGAGUGCAUUAUUACCUACCAGCUACCUCUUUAUAUGUCUUCAUUGAAGUACUAGUAAUAUACCAGGUAGUUACCUACCUAGCCAGUCGCGUCAAAGCCCACGGCGGCAUCCGAUAAGCUAUAAAAUAUAGACCCUAUCAAGAUCGCGCUUUUCAGAAUUGCCGACUCCAUUAGCCUGGGUAUGACUGGGAUCGCUUUCCUCAAAGGUCCCAAUUCUUUCGUACCUGGAUACCUGGAUACUUGUUCCAUCUCGAGAUUUGAGCAUAGUAAUUCAUAGUGCGAUAUCUAAUCAUGGGUUCCCAAUUCUCCGGAUCAGAUCUCGAUCUAGCUCCGCUCCCACCGAAGGAUUUUAUUGCGAGUUUGCGGACGGGAAAAAUCAGGCCUUUCGGGGGCGUCAAAGGUUUGUCGUCGGCGAUCAAUAAACAACCCCGGCAAGGCAAGAUCCGGCUCACAGCAGGCGGCCUCGAGGGUGACGAGCGCCAGUAUAUCAACCACAAUAGUCCGGAUAACGCCAUUCAUCAAUAUGAUCCCCGCCACUAUGAGGAAUGGAAGAAUAUCCUACCGGAACGUGCUCACAAGUUCAAAGUUGGCGCGUUCGGCGAGAAUAUAUCUUCCGCGCACCUCUCGGAAGCCAAUCUAUGCCUCGGAGACAAAUUCCGGUUGGGGCCCGACGCCAUCGUCCAGGUUACUAUGCUAAGGCAGCCCUGCUAUAAGCUGAACCACCGAUUUGAGUACAAGAAGAUGUCAAGACUCAUCCAGAGUACUGGAUUUACCGGAUGGUACUAUCGAGUUCUCCGGGGAGGUGAUGUCCAAGAAGGCGACCCGAUCGAAUUGAUUGAACGUAUCAACCCACGAUGGCCUCUCUUAAGAAUACACUCUAUCCUUUAUACGGACUCAAAUAACAUGGAAGCGAUAGAGGAGAUUAGUAAACUGGAAGGACUUAGCCGGGAAUUUCUUAAUUUAACCCGGAACCGACUUUCUAAAGGGAUCGAGAACAUGAACCAACGCCUCCUGGGCAACUUUGCUGUGCCAUGGCACUUAUAUAAGUUGGUUGAGAAAACCAGGCUCACUCCGAGAGUACAAAAAUUCAUCUUCGAGCCUGAGGAAUCUAACACGGACGUGAAAGAUUUAAAUUUCGGGCGCUUUCCGCAUGUGCGUCUCAGGUUCGGACCAGAUUCUAAGUUCACCAGAGCUUACUCGGUAGUGUCGGGUGAUAUGAGAUCAUUCGAGCUGGGAAUCGCGAAAGAUGAUGAUUCAAGAGGUGGAUCGCUAUAUCUACACGAUGACUUUAAGAUUGGCGAUAUUCUAGAGGUAGCCAAGGGACACACUGCAGUCAUUCCUAUAAUAACUAGCGACCAAAUCGAUACACCAACAAGGCACAUCUUUAUUUUAGGUGGCAUUGGUGUCACCGCCUUCAUUGGCGAGAUUAGGGCCCUCGAGAAGAUAUCUGCCGACUUCGAGAUUCACUACGCUGUCCGUAGCAAAAAGGAGGCCGCAUACCUUGAUCAUCUACCAGCCAGCAGAACUACUAUUUACGCAAAGAGCGAGGGCAAACGCUUGGACGCGGCUGCGCUUAUUCCAUCGCCCGACGAUUGCGGGGAUAAUUGCAAGACUUUAGUUUACUGCUGCGGCCCAUCGUCGUUGCUUGCCGCCUGCCGUGACGCGACAACGAAGUUAGGCUAUCCCCGAUCCCAGACCCAUUUCGAAGAGUUUGGCGGUGCUGGAACUGGAACGGGUGACCCUUUUGAAGCCGAGAUUAAAAAUACCGGGGAGGUUCUUCAGGUCCCUCGAGAGAAAUCAUUAUUGGACAUCCUUAACGAAGCCGGUUUCGAGAUAGAGUCCUCAUGCCUCGUAGGAAAUUGUGGAACCUGCAUGGUGGAUGUUUGCAAAGGGAAGGUUGUUCACCAAGGUGUAGCCCUCGAAGACGAGCAGAAGGAAAGCAGUAUGUUGGCCUGUGUGAGCCGUGGUAAGGGAAGGAUUGUGAUUGAUUGUUAAGAGGACCACACCUGAAUUCUAGCAUGAGCGUUCCUUGAUACCAAUUAUUAAUCCUAUCUACACGAUCAAUAUAACUAAUUUCUACA
This is a messenger RNA of Daldinia loculata, 2383 nucleotides long. Its product is annotated as PK beta-barrel-protein domain-containing protein-like protein. The record is from RefSeq and is a predicted model, not a curated record. NCBI's taxonomy places the organism in Eukaryota, Fungi, Ascomycota, Sordariomycetes, Xylariales, Hypoxylaceae. The transcript is spliced from 2 exons. The coding region runs from base 594 to 2297 and encodes 567 amino acids. Gene Ontology annotation, molecular function: pyridoxal phosphate binding; 2 iron, 2 sulfur cluster binding; oxidoreductase activity.